AUGUUGUCGCCGUCGACGACGACGACGAGCAGGAAGAGAGAUAGGGAGAUGGUGGCGUUGUUGACGUUCAGGAUCACCGCCUCGACUCGUAUUUAUCCCUCUCCUCUCUCCCUCACCAUCGUCCCCUCCCGCUCCCCGUCCCCCACGUCCAUCUCCGUACUCUGCGCGCCGUACGCGCUGCUUCAGCGCCCUCACCGACGACGAGCUCUUCUGGCCGGCAACGCGUUUGACAUUACCCUGCCCUGGACGUCUGCACUCCAACCGUACUCGUCGGCCUAUGGAGGAUCCAGCACGACCUCGUCCAGGGAGUACUCAGGAAAGCUUUGUAUUCCUUUUGAGAAGCAGCCAGAUUUCGAUGACCCCAACAUCGACUUUGCCUCUGAAGUCACCGAUGCAGACUGGGAGGACGAAUCGCCAUAUCCAGAAGUCCGGGCAGCAGUCUCAAAUACAGAUGACAUCGAGAUGCCCGUCGACACUAUCCGCGCCUGGACAAUCGGCCUACUCUGGUCCAUUCUCAUCCCCGGCCUCAACCAAUUUCUCUACCUGCGUUAUCCCAGUAUCACCAUAGGCUCAGUCAGUCCUAUCCUCUCCCCAUAUUCCGGAAUUACCGACGAGCCCAUGUCUCCAUCCCACUCUUGUCCCUUCACCGUCAAAGAACACGUAGUCAUCACUGUCAUGGCCACGGUUGGGUCGACGAGCGCCUACGCUACGGACAUUCUCGCGGUACAACGGAAACACUAUGACCAAAAUUGGCCCUUCGGCUACCAGUGGGUCCUUGUCGUAUCUUCGCAAGUCAUCGGCUUCUCCCUUGGUGGCGUCGUGAAACGGUUCCUGGUUUCCCCACCAUCUAUGAUCUGGCCGUCUAAUCUCGUCUCCUGUGCUCUGUUCAAUACGCUGCAUUCCCAAGAGUACACAGGGUUUGGCAAGCAGUACGGAAUGAGUCGUGAGCGGUUCUUCCUGUAUGGGUUUUUGGGCGCAUUCGUAUGGUACUUCUUCCCGGGUUACCUCUUCACGGCAUUAUCUACUUUCUCCUGGGUUACUUGGAUCGCCCCAAAGAACGUCGUGCGUGCCUUUCUUCCCUAUCGCAACUCGGAUCAUACUUACCCCAUUGUCACCCUGCAGAAAGUCAACCAGCUGUUUGGCUACACGUCUGGACUAGGCAUGUCGAUAUUUACCUUUGACUGGUCCAAUAUCGCGUACCUUGGAAGCCCGCUUGCGACGCCUUGGUGGGCGGAGGCAAAUGUUGCGGCCGGAUUUGUUAUGUUUUUCUGGAUCCUCACUCCGAUUAUCUACUACACGAACACUUGGUAUUCGGCGUACUCGCCAAUGCUCUCGCGGCUAGCAUACGACAACAAGGGGAACGAGUACAAUGUCUCGCGGGUACUCACUGCCGAAGCCACAUUAGAUCUUGCAGCCUACGAAGAUUAUAGUCCGCUGUUUUUGCCCGCUACAUUCGUCAUAUCCUACGGACUGACGUUCGCGAGUAUAACCGCCACUCUGGUCCACUCUGUGCUUUAUUUCCGGAAACAGAUCUGGACACAAGCCCGACGAUCGCUGCACGAACAACCAGACGUCCAUGCCAGGCUGAUGUCAAGGUAUCCUUCUGUGCCUGAGUGGUGGUACUUGGCUAUUUUUGUUAUCAUGUUCAUUCUCUCCGUGCUCACGAUGGAGCUCUGGCCCACGGAGAUGCCUAUAUGGGCACUGAUCAUCGCCAUGCUCAUCGCUAUAUUUUAUCUCAUUCCCCUUGGCAUGCUGCAAGCGAUCACGAACCAGCAGAUUGGGCUGAACGUCAUUGCUGAGCUGAUUGCGGGGUAUGCGUUGCCGGGCAAACCGUUGGCGUCGAUGAUGUUCAAGACGUAUGGGUAUAUUACGAUGACGCAGGCGCUGCAGUUUACGUCGGACAUGAAACUCGGCCAUUAUAUGAAGGUUCCCCCACGAACUAUGUUUUGGUGUCAGUGUAUCGCUAGCCUCGUGGCGUGCUCUGCCCAGCUCGGCGUCCAGAAUUGGAUGUUCUCGAAUAUAGACGGCAUCUGCCAACCGGACCAAAAGAACAACUUCGUCUGUGCUGGCGCGGAGACAUUCUUCGUGGCGAGUGUCGUGUUUGGAUUGGCCCGCAGCGCCAAUUCACGUCGGGGAUAUAUCAACCUCUACUAUUUCUUCCUCAUCGGCCUCAUCGCUCCUGUCAUCGGUUGGGUGAUCAACAAGCGAUGGCCGAGUAGCUUCUUCCGCUAUGUGAACGUACCUGUCAUCCUCUCUGGCACAGAAUGGAUCCCACCAGCCACUGCCGUCAAUUAUAUUCCAUGGGCACUAGUGGGCUUCAUCUUCAACUAUAUUGUCCGGAAACGACAUUUCUCGUGGUGGGCAAAGUACAACUAUGUGCUCUCAGCGGCCCUAGAUUGUGGCACUGCAAUCGGGACACUUGUCGUCUUCUUCUGCCUACAAUACCCAGAGAGUGGACAAAUAGGCGCGAAUACGAUCCUAAAAUGGUGGGGGAAUACCGUAUAUAAAAAUACGGCUGACGCCAAUUCAACACCAUUAAGGACAGUAUCAGGGGAUGAUUACUUUGGACCGCGGAAGGGAUCGUGGUGA
This is a messenger RNA of Stereum hirsutum FP-91666 SS1, 2589 nucleotides long. Its product is annotated as small oligopeptide transporter. The transcript has 30 exons. Gene Ontology annotation, molecular function: oligopeptide transmembrane transporter activity. The coding region runs from base 1 to 2589 and encodes 862 amino acids. Gene Ontology annotation, biological process: transmembrane transport. The record is from RefSeq and is a predicted model, not a curated record. NCBI's taxonomy places the organism in Eukaryota, Fungi, Basidiomycota, Agaricomycetes, Russulales, Stereaceae.